GCCGCCCUCCGCCCUCGCCAUGGCCUCCCCCUACGAUGCCCACGUGCCGUACACCCUCCUCGGCGCGCUCCUCAGCGGCGGCGGCGGCGGCGGGGGAGCGCGCGCCUUCCUCCGCGACUACGCGCAGCGGGGCACCAACGCGCUGCUGUGGGCGGCACUCCUCGCCGUCACGUGGGCGCUGGUCCUCCGCCUCGCCGCGCUGCUCCGCCUCUGGGCGCUCGGCUCCCGCCUCCCCGGCCCGCCCGCCUUCCUCGCCGACCCUGGCCUCGCCGCCGUCUGCCGCCGCGCCGGUGACAUCACCGGGUACCUGUCGAAGUUACAUGGCAGUUAUGGCCCAGUUGUUCGACUGUGGCUCGGACCCACUCAACUUCUUGUCUCAGUUAAAGAUUCUAGUGUAAUUAAGGAGUUGCUAACAAAGGCUGAAGAUAAGUUACCGUUGACUGGGAGGACAUAUAAUUUGGCUUGUGGAAAACUUGGUCUUUUCAUUUCCUCAUUCGAGAAGGUCAAAAGUAGGAGGGAAUCACUGAAGUUAUUCUUGGAUGAAAAACUUAGCGUUGGUUCUAUUGGAAGUUCCUUCAAGAUCAUUCAAGUUGUCCUUGAUAGGAUUGACUCCAUUAUUGCCAGGGAUUUUCUGGACUGUAGAUCUUUUUCCCAACACAUGGCAUUUAACAUUGUUGGCUCAGCUCUUUUUGGUGAUGCCUUCUUUGAUUGGUCUGAUGCUUCUGCCUAUGAGGAGCUGAUGAUGACGGUGGCAAAGGAUGCUUGUUUCUGGGCUUCUUAUCCACUUACCCCAUUUUGGAAACCUGAUUAUAGGAGGUACAGGGCCCAAUGUGCUCAGCUGAAGAUAUUAACACAAGUCAUUGUCACAAAAUCAAGAAACCAAAAUGGUGUACUUAGCUUUAUCGAUCAUAGUUCCCAUCAGAGAAGUGAAAGGACGAUAAACGAUCCAUGUAGAGGCGUUUCUCAUGUUGAUGGCGUGAUUUCAAGGCCUCUCAAUGAGGCAGCUGAAGGGCCCCUCAGCUCAGAAGAAGAAAUAUGUGGUAACAUCAUGGGUUUAAUGUUGCAUGGAAUUUCCACAUGUGCUAACUUGAUUGGCAACAUCCUAACAAGGUUUGCCUUGUACCCAAACUUGCAAUGCCAGCUGCAUUCGGAGAUAGUUGCAGAUUGCAGUGAAUUGUCUGAGCUUAAGUUAGAUGAUGUGCUUAGGAUGAAAUUUCUAUUGGCCACUGUAUGUGAAUCUGCUCGACUUUUACCCGCUGGACCUCUUCUCCAGAGAUGUUCUUUGCAACAAGAUGUUAAUCUCAAUUCCAGCAUCACUAUACCAGCUGGAGCAAUAUUGGUUGUUCCUUUGUAUCUCGUGCAAAUGGACACUUCUACAUGGGGAGAUGAUGCUUGCCAGUUCAACCCUAAUCGUUUUCUAGAAAAGAACAUUAAUCUUGAAGAGAUAUUAGGAACAGCGCAUAAAGGCUCCAAUGGGAUAAACCUCUUCACCAAUGAGUGUGAUGAAACUGAAUCAUUCCUUCCAUUUGGCUCUGGGAGUCGAGCAUGUGUUGGGCAGAGGUUUGCCAUUCUUGGUAUCGCAAUGUUGAUUGCUUCUCUGCUACGCAGUUACGAGGUACAACCUCAUCCAGCUUUAUCCAAAGAAAUGGAAUCAUUAGUUGACAGCAACAGCCUUCACCAUCUUCCGAACCCAAAGAUCAUCCUCAAAAGAAGAAGCAUCUGAAGCAAUAUAUAUUUUUUUCCUGGUGUCACACCAGGAUAUAGUCCCUCAGUUUUUCCUUUUUUUCAGAAGCAAUAUGGUCUCCAAGUUUGCUUUCUUACCGUCGUUCAACCACGCGGAAGCCGCGGCGUGGAUGGGUUUUUCCUCCAGAUUUUUAACAGCCCCAGUGAGCUUUCCUAGACCUAGUUUCCAUUGGCGUUUUGAGGCACUUGUGGGUUGUUAAAUCACAGGAGGUGCGUACCACCGAUGUGCAUAAACCAAUAGCAUUUUCCCUUUUUCCAGUUGGUGUUUUCUCCUCCUUCCGGAGGAAUGUAGUUAUGUCCAAUGUAUUGAUGCCCUGAGCCUGAAUGUUGUUGUAUCUUGCGCGGAAGCGUUGAAUCUGUUGCUGAGUUUAUUGUACCAUAUAUAUAUGGUCAUACUGUAUUAUUGUUGAUUGUUUCCUCCACCAUAAUUGGUGAAGUUUUUUAAUAAGAAAAGUACAUUUGAAUUUGUAUUGCCCUGCUUGUGCGACAAAA
This is a messenger RNA of Oryza brachyantha (malo sina), 2235 nucleotides long. Its product is annotated as probable cytochrome P450 313a4. The coding region runs from base 20 to 1723 and encodes 567 amino acids. Gene Ontology annotation, molecular function: monooxygenase activity; oxidoreductase activity, acting on paired donors, with incorporation or reduction of molecular oxygen; heme binding. The transcript has 7 exons. The record is from RefSeq and is a predicted model, not a curated record. Lineage: Eukaryota; Viridiplantae; Streptophyta; Magnoliopsida; Poales; Poaceae.